Molecule: messenger RNA, 1416 nt
Organism: Paraphaeosphaeria sporulosa
Lineage: Eukaryota; Fungi; Ascomycota; Dothideomycetes; Pleosporales; Didymosphaeriaceae
Product: alpha/beta-hydrolase
Exons: 4
Coding region: 241-1317 (358 amino acids)
Molecular function (GO): hydrolase activity
Source: RefSeq, a predicted model, not a curated record
CGGCAGAAGCGGAUGUAAAGCGGUGACACGGCUUGUGUGACCUCCGUGUAUUUCCCAAGAGCUCGUAUUUCGUAUUACCUUUGGGCAUUUCCGCCAAUGUCUCCGGUUGGCUCCGACCUUCCCCUGUAUAAACUCUUUCGAGACGUUCGCAGACAACAACGUCAAUGGACAGGCUUUCGGCGUCACUCUCAUCGACUGCCCUAACCUUUGAUCGCGACUGCUCAUAUCACUGACCCAGAAAUGGCAUACAACUUCCUCCGUACCAAGCUCUCUCUCCUACCUCACAUUUUUCAACCUACCCGCGAUGCCAUAUUCUCGUUCCUUCCAUUUAGGUACCGCUGGCGGCUUCUCGCUCUGCAACCUCUGAAUCUCCUCUCUCUACUCAUUACGUCUCCUUCAUGGCUUUUCGAUAAUUGCUCAUCCGUGCUCUACGUCCCAACGCGCAGCGGACCCAAACGAUGUCUUGUAUACCAACCACCUUCAACAGGGCAAGAGCAGGAAAGACAGGGAAGGAAGCCACGCCCUCUCCACAUCGACAUCCACGGCGGCGCCUGGAUCGGCGGCUUCCCCGAGCAUACCGCCCGCUGGUGCGCCUCCCUCGCCGUGCGCACAGGCGCCGUCGUCAUCAGCAUCUCGUACCGCUUUGCCCCUCUGCAUACGUACCCAGCCGCCCACGACGACGUCGAUGAUGUCGUGAGGUACCUCCUAAACCACGCUGCCGCCGUUGGUGCUGAUGCCAGCUUACUUACGUUGAGUGGGUCGUCGGCGGGAGGCAAUCUGGCGCUCGGUGUGGCGCAGAUGCUGCAUUCGCAAGCGGCAUCGAUGUCUGCGGCUGGUGAGAGAGGGGAGGUGGCGAGGGGUUACGUGGGGUUCUAUCCGGUGUUGGAUCUGCGCUUGAGACCGGAGGAGAAACACAAGCCUCCUAAGUUUCCCAAUACAGAUCCGCUGGCGUGGAUGACGCCCCUGUAUGACUCGUAUGCUGAGCCAACACGGAAGAGGGACGGGGAUGAUGCGAGGAUUAAUGUGGUCGUUUCGGAAAAAGAGACGCUGCCGGCGAAUAUGUUUUUUGUGGUUGCGGGGAUUGAUAUCUUGGCGUGUGAGCAAUUGGCGUUUGUGGAGAGGGUGAGGGGUGAGUUGGACAAGGAGGGAGGAAGUGAAGAGAGAUGUGUUGAGGCGAGGGUGUGGGAGGAGGGGUUUCAUGGAUGGCUCGAACUGCCGAAGUGGAUUCUCGAGAAAGAGCGAAUGGAGGCGUAUGGCAGUGCUGUGGAGUUCAUUCAGCGUGUUCACCGCAAGCACAGCUUUACGUUCUCCACUUGAAACUUCUGAUUGAUCGUUGGGAGGUCAAAGGACCUAGUACCCGUUUGUUUGGUUCUUCUUGAUCCACGCAGCGACGUUCUGCUGCUGACUCGCUACAAU